Messenger RNA from Chelonus insularis, 1421 nucleotides. Its product is annotated as tRNA N(3)-methylcytidine methyltransferase METTL6. The record is from RefSeq and is a predicted model, not a curated record. Lineage: Eukaryota; Metazoa; Arthropoda; Insecta; Hymenoptera; Braconidae. Bases 108 to 926 code for a protein of 272 amino acids. The transcript is spliced from 9 exons.
AUUUUAUUCUAAGACGCGUUGGAGUAAGUUAUCUAAUAAUUAUUAAAUAUUUAAAUAUCAUAUUAAAUUAAUUGAAAAUGAAACAAAGUUGAAAUUUAACGAAUAAAAUGGAAAAUUUGUCAAAUGAAAAUUCGUUGCCGGGCCACGUGGCGAAGCGUCUCACUGAAGAAGAAUUCGAGCGAAUGCUUGCACAAGAUUCGCGAUUAGUAUCAGAAUUUCAAGCCAAGCAGUUAGAAAAUGAAGCUAAAAAACAUUGGGAUCUUUUUUAUAAACGAAAUGAAACAAAAUUUUUCAAAGACCGUCAUUGGACCACUCGUGAAUUUGAAGAAUUGCUAGACUCUACUAACACAGGUGAAAGAUCUAUCCUGGAAGUAGGCUGUGGUGUUGGAAAUUUAAUUUAUCCUUUAAUCGAAGACGGACUAAAAUUCAAAAAGAUAUUUGCAUGCGAUUUAUCACCAAGAGCAAUCGAUUACGUGAAGCAACAUUCCUUGUUUGAUCCGGAAAAAAUAAAAGCUUUUCAAGCGGACAUUACUCUUGAUAGUUGCUUUACAGAAAUCAAUGAAAAGGUGGAUUUAGCUACUCUAGUCUUUGUAUUAUCAGCUAUUCAUCCUCAGAAAUUUCAUAGUGUUGCUAAACAUUUGUAUGACGUAAUGAGUACCAAUGGCGUGGUUUUAUUUAGAGAUUAUGGAUUAUACGAUAUGGCUCAAUUAAGAUUUAAACCAGGGCAUAAAAUAGCUGAAAAUUUCUACAUGAGACAAGAUGGAACAAGAAGUUAUUACUUUUCCACGGAAGAAGUCGAACAGAUAUUUAAUUCAGUUGGAUUUAAAUCCGUGUCAUGCUCCUAUGUUCAAAGACGAACUGUUAAUCUCAAAGAACACAUUGACGUGCCUCGUAUUUUUGUUCAAGCGAAAUUCAAGAAACCUUGAAGUUCAUGAGUAUGAAACUCAUCACUUGAUCCUUAUCGAUUACUCUUUCUACGUGCACUUUUAGAGCGAUUUCCAUUCAGAUGAAAACUCAGCUGGAUACAAAUUAUAGAAAAUUGAUAUUUCACUUGAAAAUAGGUCAACAGGUAUAUUCAAAGGUUCAGGUGAAACAAGAUAGUAGCAGAAUCUAGAGAAUAUUACUGAUGAGAGAUAAUAUAUACACAUAUUUACUGCAUUAAUUUAUAAUACGGCCUUAUACAUCUUCGGCUGAAACUCCUCCAGUAUCAUCAUUUCUCAUUGAAUUAUCUAGUUUAAAGCAUUAAUGUUUGACAUGAAUGGAGUCAAGUAUAAGUUUACGUAGUAUUAUGUAUACUAUUAUUUAUAGUUAAGAUUACUUACUACCUCUCGUGAUAAGUAUUUGGAUUUUUUUUACUAAUUUAUGAAGAGGACAUCUUGUACAGAUAAUGCAAAGAAAAAAAAUAAAUAAAAAUAAUAUUA